AUGGUAACCUGUAAUGGAUCACCGUACAAAGAUGCCAAGAUCAAAAUCUAUGAGUUGGACACGUUUCCUUGCUCACUCUUUAAUCUCUUUGGUUUAUGGACAAUUUAUAUGGCCACUCCGAAAAGACUCAACUAUUAUGUGUACUAUUUGCUGGGCUAUCAGCUCUGUUGUAUCGUUUUCGAUUUCGGUGGAGCGAUCAUCGCGUUUCCAGUGUUUUCAUUCCCGGCCAAGUGUGCUUUCAUUAUCGGCAUGGCUUCGUGGAUUGGCGUUUCUACUGAGCUUCAGGCCACCGCCGCCGUCAUCAUCACCCUCUCAAUGCUUUCGAUUCUCGGCAUCGCCAUCUUUCAACGUCAACAAUCCAUUCUUCCAACAGAUCACAUUCUCUCAUUUUCAAUGAAACUUUCAAUUUUCGUUCAUUUCUUCAUUCUCGGCCAUCCGCUUUUCAUCACUUUCUUCGUUGUAUAUUUCUUUUUCACGACUGAUUCCGAUUUGGGAACACGGCAAGCGCUACAGAAAUAUCCAGAAUUAGAACAAUUUUUGCUGCAACCGAGCAGCAUUUGUGCGGACUCGUCUUUUGGAGAGAAUGUCGCUACUUUACCACUAAUUUAUUUAGCGGUCAUCAUUAUUGUGGGACUCUACCUCGUCGCUCCAGCCUAUUUAAGUCUUUAUGCGCAACGGAAAAUCAUGAGCGCCAAGACGUUAGCCUUGCAAAAGAAAUGGUUACGCAAUUUGAAUAUACAGGUUUUCCUCUUCUCUUUGGUGAUUAUGGUGCCGGUGUUAUGGUGGAUAGCUGUCUAUCAGCUCUCUCUGAUCAAUUUGACCGCCGAAAAAAACGGCGAUUAUCGGGAGGAGUUCAACUGUUUCCGUGAUCCAGCCACCAAGGAGAUCAGCUUCGUUUUCGAUAAAUUAAGCCAG
Molecule: messenger RNA, 915 nt
Organism: Mesorhabditis belari
Lineage: Eukaryota; Metazoa; Nematoda; Chromadorea; Rhabditida; Rhabditidae
Source: the annotation of a GenBank genome assembly